AUGACAAUUAAUCGUUCUUGGCUUGAUGGUGUUUGGCAUGGUUGGGGUCAUACGAGUUUUACAUGGCCUAUUCAAUUAACAGUAGAUUCAAGAACAAAUUCAUAUAUUCUUGAUUAUGUUGGUCUUGGUGGUAAAAGUCGAUUAGAACGAUUGGAAGAAUUAGAUCAAGAAGUAUAUUUUCGUGAACAUUUGAUUGAAGGUGAAAAUUUUUCUGAUCAAGAUCUAUUUAUUAUUUAUAAAAUUGAUGAAAAUCGACUUGAAUUUAUAGCAUUUGAUGAUAAAAAUUUGUCGAUAUCAACUAAUAAUGUUAUUGGUACCGGUAUUAUGCCGGCUAUUUCAUAUUUAACAUCAAUGGAUAAAUAUGCAAUAAUGUGCAUAUUUCAUCUUGUUAUUCUUUGCAUAUGGCAUGCAAUACUCGGUAGUCUCAUAUAUCUAUUAAUACCUGAUUUACGUGUAACAAAUGAUAUGUGGCUUGCAUAUAUAGAUCAAUGGGUUUUUAUGAUUGCAAUUAAUAUUUUUGUUAUUAUUCAUAUUAUACUCUUGAUAUGGCUUUAUUUAGUUCCACUGAAACAUCGUCGAGAAAUGGCAAAAAAAGAUCUUGAAUAUCAACAAUCAAUGUCCAAAGAAAAGAAAAUCUUGAAUUAUACACUUUUAUCUAUAUGA
This is a messenger RNA of Rotaria sp. Silwood1, 663 nucleotides long. The record is from the annotation of a GenBank genome assembly. NCBI's taxonomy places the organism in Eukaryota, Metazoa, Rotifera, Eurotatoria, Philodinida, Philodinidae.